AAGGCUCUGGUGUUACACUUGAAGAUAUGAUAUCCAGAAUGCGAGAUAUACUUUCACCGCCUUGCCCCAGAAGAAAACCAGUUGGCAUUUCUAGAACAACGAAACAUUCUUCAUCUCCAGUACAAUCAGACAGAAGAUUUAGAUUAGUUACAACAAAAAAGCUGUCACUCGAAACAUCUGGAACCAAAUCCGGAACAAAAAGUGAACCAUCUAAUUCUAAACCACACACGCCAUUGAAUUUAAGAGUAUUUUCUCCUUCAGAUCAUAUUAAGAAAUCUAUUAAGGAAACUGCUGUAGAAGGGACACCAGCUCGAGCAGCAGGUUCUUCAGAUAUGUACGAGUAUUCUUUAUUCGGAUUUCAGUGGAGCAAGUCUCCAGGGGGAAAAGCAGAUCAGUUUCCACGAAUGCUAUCGCCAAAAAGUGGGGUAGAAAAUAUCCAUGUGCCACCAAAUAGAGUAUUCAAAUGCUGUUAUUGUGACAUAACAAGGUAUAGCUGUAACAAAUGUUCCAAGACUUACAAACACUACGCUUCACUACAUCAUCAUCUGAACUAUGAAUGCGGCGUAGCCCCGAAGUUUCCAUGUGAGAUAUGCAGCUAUGCAGCUAAAAGAAAGCAUCACUUGCAGAGCCACUAUAAAUACUUCCAUAAGAUGCGGAAAUGUGAUAUUUAACUAGCAUAAAAGGCUGAUUUAUUUAUUAGUAAUUUAUUCGUAUUGUCAAUGUAAUGGUCUAUGUUUAAACCAUGUUUUAAUAAACUACAUGUUCGAUACCACUGUCAGGUAACGGUAUUAACUAUUCACGUAAAGUGAUUAUUCUAGAAAAUUGGAAAUUUUCCGUAUGAGUUAUACGCCUUUUUUGUCAUCUGCAACAUAUAGCAACUUAUUUUUUGACUAUAAGAGCAAAUAAACCAAGAACUACCAUAACGAUUGUUAUUGUGAUGAAAGAAAAAUCGAUCUCACGAAGGUACCUAAUAUUCCUCAUCCUCAGCCAAUGAGAGCCAUUUAUAGCUUUUUUUUUUUGGGGGUAACAUCACAAUGUCAUAUAAAAUCAGUGAACAGAUUUACUAAUACCCGUUUUACAGUCAUCAAGAAAAAGAUAAAUGUUGAUCAGAUGCCUGUGCACGAAUAAAACAGCCGAUUCUUUCUUGACAGGAUGUUGCAUGAAAUCAAUCCGUUGGAUUUUUCAUACAAAUUUGUC
Messenger RNA from Acanthoscelides obtectus, 1197 nucleotides. The record is from the annotation of a GenBank genome assembly. NCBI's taxonomy places the organism in Eukaryota, Metazoa, Arthropoda, Insecta, Coleoptera, Chrysomelidae.